ACUACCACCACUACCACCGUACCCACGCAUGCAUUUGUGUAUUGUGCCUUUGCUGUACAAUAAUACAAAUACACAUGUACAUUUAAAUGUGUGAUGCGAUCCAUAUCCUGCACGAGCUCAGCGUAGCGCAUGCAUAUCCGCACUAGGUCAGCUUGCUCAGCCCAGGUCAGGAGAGGGCUACAUUUUUGCAUAGCAAUCGACGAAAAUUGGGAACGAAAAUGGCUACUAAAGACGCAUUUGAAGGUCUUGAUGUAACUGCCGACGAAGUGCAGCGGAUCGAGAAGGCUUUGAAGAACGAAGAGUUCCGCAAAUUAUUUGUCGAGUAUGCUCAAGAAAUUUCUGAUCCUGAAAACAAGAAAAAAUACGAAGAGGAGUUGGCAGAGUUGGAAAGGUCGCGAGGCAUGGACGUAAAGUUUUUGCAUCCCAAACCUGGAUACGUGUUGAAGACAAGCAUCGAUGGAGAAAAGAAGGCAUUCAUCAAUAUUUGUAAGAAUGAGAGUAUAGGUAAGCCUCAAGCGACAAAUUCUGCUCAGGGUAGUGGGAAUGCAAGAAAAAUGGGUGUCGAGUGGUCCUUGCCCCACAGUUUGGCUCCGGGUCGUGAUGAUUAUGAUCAUGCAGGGAAAAAGUGUGUGGUGUAUGAUUGCAUGUUUCAUCCAGAGUGCUUUGAAAUGAUAACUAAAGAUAGCAGAUUUCGGACGUUAAUGAACAGUUCAGCUAUAGACGGGAUAGAGAGAGAAUUCAAAGUUAAGUUGGAUCGCAAUAAUGUGAAAAAGCCUAAAAUGACGUUCAAAGGCCGUCCACAGGCGACUGUUCUAAGAACUCCAAGUCAAGCUGGUCCAACAGGUGAAAACUCAUUAGAUGCCCUCAAUCUAUCCUACCCGUAUGACCAGUCAACGAAGCCGGAAACGCUCAAUCAGCCUGCCAAAACGCCCUCCAAAAUAUCAGGGAAUAGAGAUUCAGAAAGAAAGACAAAUGAUGAGAAGAAGCUUGAGAAGAAAGAUGGCUUCACAGAGCCAAAGUACUCCAUUGUUCAUCGGGGUCACUUUGACUUGCAGCAGUUCACCUACGCUCGGGAUUCAGCGCCAAGCACCAGGCCUCAAGAGCUGAUUCUGAAGGUGGCUCCCCUCUUGAAGUCUGCUGCCACCGUUCAGUUGGAUGUCUUUGAGAAACGCAUCUUCCUGGAAUGCAAGAAACCAGUCUUUUACCGUCUUGAUCUCCCACUACCUUAUCCUGUGGAUGAAGACAAGGGAAGUGCAAAAUUUGACAAGGGCAGAGCAUGUCUCAUUAUCACCUUGGCUGUUCUACCCCCAACUAAAGAGAAUGAUGCCAUCUCCCCUGAUUGCAAUGAUGAUGAGGAAUCUACUGUUGGCUGUGAAAAGUCUGACACAAGUGCAAACCAGCAAGAAGAUUCAGAUGAAGUCAAACCAGGGGAUGGUGACCUUGGAAGUUCAUCUGAUCAUGAGAUCGCAUCCUCUGUUGGAGCUGAUCCUACCAGUGUAUUGGGAAACAUCCAAGAGCAGAAAGUCACACUCAUCAUCAGGGAAGCAAACGUAGACGAAGAGUCUUUCAAACUAGACACAGUGAAUGGGGGAAAGAUGGUGGAAGCAAUGUUCAAGAGGACUAAAAUGGCUUCAGAUACAGCAGAGGAGAUGUUCACUCUCCUCGUAAGUUGUGAGGAAGGGCAGACUUUAGAUGCGAAGGUGAAUACUGAUGUCUCCAAGCUCAAUGUGGUCCUGGUAUUCAAGAAGAUGGAAGGAAGUGGAUGCUUGUGGUCUGCUCUUAAGGCUGGUGUGUCUGCAGAUGCUCUGGAGGAGAAACGUUUUGCAACAGAGGAGAGUCUGGAAGAUGCUCUGGAGGAGAUAACAUCCGAUGAAGGCAGGAGCAAGGAGACGAUGCCAUGCUCUGUAUCCGAGUUCUCCACCGACUGCGUCAAGGCUCAGUUUCAAGUCACUUGUGAGGUAGCAGACAAUGGAAAGAGUUCACAAGCCAGUGCCAAACAUAAAGGAGAAUCUGAUGGAUCUAAGAAGGCAUCUGUGAGAUCUAAAGAGUCCAUCAUCCCAGCCUUGGACCUAGGACCUGCAGCAGAUGAGACCAAGGAGGAGAGUGAUGUCAGUUCACGUCACAGUGAUUCUCAUCUUAAGAGUGCUUUGAGGAGUCCUCGCAGGAGAGCAUGUAAGUCGGUCAGCUUCAGUGAAGAAGUCUUGGUGGAACUCUUCCUUGAUGGUCCCAAGAAACCCAAGAAAGGAUACAACAAGAAGAAAGGAGGACGCCGCACCCCAUUCUUUGGUCCUAGACGCAUGAUUGAGAAGCUGAAGGACAACUCCUGGGAGUAUUUCAGUGAUUCUGAACUCCUGCACCACAAAGAUGGAAGUACAGAGGAAUAUGAAGAUCUAGAAUGGAAGUGGCAACCAGACCAGGUCCUAAUGCGACAGUCCAGCAGCGAGUCAGAGUCAGGCCAGGAGAUCCCGUCCUCUCCCCGCACUAAUGGUAAGAAGUCCAAGGGAUCUAGGCGCCGGAGAAAAGAAAAGGCGCGGCGCGAGGCAAGCUCGGCAGCAAGCAAUGGUGUUGAAAGUUCUGACACCAAUGAGAACCACAUCAAACCAAGUUCUCCCGGUGAUAUUUCACCUCUCACAAAUGGAGUAGAGUCUGAUGCUAAGAAACAAAGCUCCAAGCUUAAUGGUGAAGCCCAAGAUCUACCAGAAAACAGCGAUUCAAAGAAUAAUAAUGAUGAAAUCAAGAAAAGCAAUGAAAAUGAUGAGCUCCCUCUUGAAAUGCAGGACCACAAAACAAAGUGUGCUUUUGAAUUCUCUAACCAAGUUAUCUUUGAUCUUGAUGAAUAAAGAUCUCAGCAAAAUGAUCAUUUUUGCCAUUCUCCUUGAUGGAAUAUUCUGUAUAUUAGGGGUAUGACCAUGACCAUUAUAUCUAAAAUUACAAUAUUUCAGAUGACAGAUACCAAUGUCAUACUUAUUGUUUUCCUACAAAAAAAGAUGACAUCGCUCCAAUGCCUCUGCAGCUCAGGCUAGAAAAAGUGACAAGUGAAUUUUGAUUGAUAUUGAGUUAUCAAAAUAUUUUGAAUAUUAAUCAGAUGCCAAGUGUGCAGCAGCAAUAUUUGAAAGCUUUUAAAGUUUUCACUCAGGUAUUUCAUUUAAUGGUGAUACCUACAUGUAUAAAUAUUUUAUUUGCCCAAAAUCAGUGACAAGACAAUCCUGUUUCUCCCAUUUAAUGAUGCCUCGCAUAAAAAUGGUGUUUGUGUCAACAUUAAAUCUACCACCACAAGAGAUUUAAUGCUCGAAAAUAUAUUUGGAAUAUUCAAAAUGUUCGAAAAUAUAUUUGGAAUAUUCAAAAUGCUCGAAAAAUAUAUUUGGAAUAUUCAAAAUGCUAGGAAAUAUAUUUGGAAUAUUAAAAAUAGUUAGGAUUGAUAUUGAUUGGUGAUCCUCAUUGUGGUGUUUUCCUGAUUUUCAAUUAAUACUUCUAUAGUUUCAUCAACUAAACUUUUGAUGAACUAAUCGAGUUUGGCUGUUUGAUUGAGUUUAAUAAUGUACAUGUACGUGUAACUACCUUGAUCAUUUGCUGAUUCAUAAUUUGAUAUUUACCUGUCCGUUACAUAUUUGUAAAGAGCUUGAUGCGUAUUACUUUCAUGGAUGGAAUAUGAUGUGUUAUAUAUGAACUGAAGUCUGUACAGAAGUAGUCCAUACAGUAUGUGAAUAAAUGCUGUAGAAGUCUGUAGAUAAAGGAGAAUGUGUUUAUGAGUAAUAGCAUCAUCGUAAUAAUCUUUAAUACUUAGUGACUUAAUUUGACUUGAAGUAAAAUCAUCAAUUUUUGCCAUAUUGUAAAGACAGAUGCCUUGAUGAUAAUUAUAAUUAAUGUAAAUGGAUCUACCUUUGAUAGAUAUCAUCAUAGGAACACAUCAAUGAAUGUGAGACCAGAUAUGGAAUCAGACUUGUAGUAUAAUGUAGAGGUAUGUUACAAAUGACUGUUAUUAUGAUGUUAGGGAGAAUUGUUGUUUGCGUUUAAAUUGAAUUUUCCUUCUCCUUUUUAGUAUUUAGGAAAAAAACCUGAGGCAAUUACCAUCAUUGAUAUGUUAUGUGUUUGAAAAGUAAACAACUACGGUAUACAACUAGUUGUAUUUUGUAUUCAACCAAUUUCUAUGUGAAAUUAUUUGUAGAUAUUUUGACAAAUUCUUGAAAAUACCCAAGAGAGACCUUUACAAUGUGCCUUUAGAAAGCGUCUACUCAGAGAUCCAGAAGUGCGUUAUGUAACUCUUCGUAAUAGUCUCUGAGUUAACAACCUUCCCAGCAGAUGAAAGGGUAAUCUCACUGCCAUACUUGUGAAUUAAAAAGUAUACUGAACCAUCUAUUUUGGAAACUCAUACUUGGAGUAAUAUGAAGUUGAUUUUUGUAUGAAUCUAUUGUAUAAAGCGCUUCAUGUGAGUACAUGUAAGUCCUUUGAUUGUCAUAAUGUUAAUCUGUGCCAUUGAAUGACCUAAAUUUCCAUUUAAUGUUAUAUUUUUUGAAUUAGUAAAUGAUACAAAUUGCAAAAUACAUGAAAAUAUAGUAUGGAAUUUGAUUCUUUUGCUGAAUUUGUAACUCUUUAUGUAAAUAUUCCAGAAGAAAUUGGUGACUUUUGAUUUGCCAAAUUGAAAAAGUGUGACGUAAAACUUGCUUACCGUAAAUUUUAUUUCCUUAUGUCCCAAAAGAUACCUUGACAAUUCAGCAUUGAGAUGCAUUUAUUUUGUAUAGUGUGUCAUUAUAUUAGUAAUAAAUGAACUGUGAAUGAUACCUAAGUUGAGUGUUGAAAGUGAACUACAGACUAGACUGGAGUCACCCUUUUUCUUGAAAUUUUAUGUUACCAGCAGACUUAACCAGCAGCUUGAUUGGAAACAUGAUGGAUGUACAUGUACAGGUAGAUAAGUCAUGUAAUGGGGUACCUGUUUUUCUAGCAUUGAUGAGUGACUUUGAGCUUUAAAAGGGCCUUAGCUUUAAAAUGUUUUGAUUUUGAAAUGAAAAAUGUCUUGAGAAUUUUCGGGGAAAAAAGAAGAAAACCUUUGUUCUUUGUACCUGUACUCUGAAAUUUGAAUUAAAGUAUUAUUUUGAUGUAAGUGUUUAUCAGUUUGAAAUAUGAUUACUGGUAAUCAUAUGAUAUGUAAUUUUCUGUAUUGAGCCAGUGCACCCUAUAUAUUUCCUUCUGAUUAUAGGGCACACAGUAUACUUUGUGUGGAUUCUGUGAAAGUUAAAUUGAUCUUUGUCUCUUACAAACAGAAAGAAAAUGAAUAAAUAUACUUAUAUUUUGAGCUUAAGUACAAUAAUCUGUAAGUACAAAAAUGGGAGACUGGAACAGAAAUAAAAUUUGAAUUUGAUGGAAAAAAA
Strongylocentrotus purpuratus (purple sea urchin) is the source of this 5366-nucleotide messenger RNA. Its product is annotated as protein kintoun. Gene Ontology annotation, biological process: axonemal dynein complex assembly. Gene Ontology annotation, cellular component: cytoplasm. The record is from RefSeq and is a predicted model, not a curated record. Lineage: Eukaryota; Metazoa; Echinodermata; Echinoidea; Camarodonta; Strongylocentrotidae.